Messenger RNA from Linum trigynum, 672 nucleotides. The record is from the annotation of a GenBank genome assembly. Lineage: Eukaryota; Viridiplantae; Streptophyta; Magnoliopsida; Malpighiales; Linaceae.
AUGAUCGCCAAACCGCGGAGGCAAAAUGUGAAGAAACAAGCCAAAGCUCAUGGCGACUUAGGGAGCAAUCUCAACUCCAAUGGCUCGCGAUUCAGCGUCUUAAACAUAGAAGAGAUGGAGAGUCCAACUGAGGAUACUAGGCUCGAGACAACUGAUCCGGCUGGUGAUAUGGACAUGGAUGACUGUUUGACAACUGGAAAAUCUAGAGAUUCCCCAGAAACCCAACGCCAAUUAUCCCAUGCACAUGUAAUGAACUCCUCAAAAAAGAUAGCCAAAGCUCCUAUUCAAAUGUCUACUCUGGCGGCCAGUGGGGGCAAAAGUGAGGUGGCUCCAAGUCACCACACUAGCGAGCCCGCCCGGAUGGUAAACGUGGUAGUUCGAGAAGCUAGAAUGGAGGAGUUGCGUGGGAAAAAGAAACCGAUAAUAGCCCCAACAAAAGCAGCUAUAAAAGUCAAGACCACGGAGAAGACCAACCGGCCCAAGGAGAAGUCUUGGCAGCAAUCAUCCCCGAUAGCCAAGGGUGGAAAGGCGGAUUACCCGCUGGCGCAUACUGGGCAGCCACUAAUUAAUCAUACCCCACACACACAAAAGAGAGUUGGAAAAAAUGCCUCUACAACGGGUUCGAAUGUGAGGCUUGUAGAACCCUCCACCAGGUCUCAGUUGAACUCUUAG